AGAGCGUUCGGUGAUUUCUGUCUCAAGGACUUUGGUUUAAUCUCCAUACCGGACGUAUAUCACCACCACAUCACAGAGAGAGACGAGUUUGUGAUCCUUGCAACUGAUGGGGUGUGGGAUGUUCUUUCCAAUAAGGAAGCCGUGGACAUCGUUGCCUCAGCUCCCGGGCGUGGAACAGCUGCCAGAGCCCUCGUGGACUGUGCCACCAGAGCGUGGAGGCUCAAGUAUCCAACAUCAAAGAACGACGACUGUGCUGCCGUAUGUUUGUUCCUGGAACACAUGCCUCCAACAAACGAGCUCAAACCCCAAAACGACGCGUCAUCUCUCGCUGAAAAGGAAAGCAAGGCUCCAGUAGAAGAAGAAGAAACAUCCAAGGCUCCCUCCGAACAGGACCUCGAUAGUCCUGCGAGAAAAGAGUCGAGCGAGAUAGUCCCCAUGGUGGAGGAAGUGGAGGAGAAGCGAACCGACAAGGGUGUUGGGCAGUCGAGGAGGAGCCUGGCCGAGUGCCUCUCGACUGCAGAGGACGAAGAAUGGUCAGCGCUCGAAGGCAUAACCCGAGUUAAUAGCCUUCUUAGUCUGCCCAGGUUCUUGCCCUUUGAUAGAAGAAGCACGAGUUGGAGAAAAUGGUUAUGACCAA
Salvia hispanica is the source of this 637-nucleotide messenger RNA. The record is from RefSeq and is a predicted model, not a curated record. Lineage: Eukaryota; Viridiplantae; Streptophyta; Magnoliopsida; Lamiales; Lamiaceae.